This is a messenger RNA of Salvia miltiorrhiza (redroot sage), 1812 nucleotides long. Its product is annotated as AAA-ATPase At3g50940-like. The coding region runs from base 252 to 1685 and encodes 477 amino acids. Gene Ontology annotation, molecular function: ATP hydrolysis activity; ATP binding. The transcript has 2 exons. The record is from RefSeq and is a predicted model, not a curated record. Lineage: Eukaryota; Viridiplantae; Streptophyta; Magnoliopsida; Lamiales; Lamiaceae.
UAAGAAGUAGAAUAAAAUUGAUGUACUAUUAAAGAUGUCGACCGCCAUAAUAAUUCAUAAAUGAUGAGAAAGCAAGAGUCAAAAAGUCUUGGAAUAUGAAUAUCUAGUCUCCUAAGUCCCGAGUCCUCCCCUCCCCACGCACGUAAUAACUACUUCCCGAUCUCUAGCAUAAAGAUAAGAGUUAACCUCUCUCUCUCUCUCUCUCUCUCUCUCUAUAAAAUAAAACAAGUGAAAAAAGUAAAAGGGCAGCCAUGGCCGUGUCGAUGUCGAGCAUGCCGGCGGCGUCUUCGAUCUUCGCCAUGUACGCCUCCAUCUCCGCCUUCAUCAUGCUGGUGCAGACGAUGCUGAACCAGCUCCUCCCCCGGCAGGCCCAGCACUUCCUGGUGGAGCUGGUCCGGCGCUACUUCUCGCCCCGGCCGACCCAGGCGACGGUGGUGAUCGAGGAGCGCGACGGCAUGUCCGCCAACGAAAUCUACUCGGCCGCCGAGACGUACCUGUGCAGCCACGUGCGGCCCGACAUCCAGCGGCUGAAGAUCAGCAAGCGGUACAAGGAGCCGGCCCUCUCCAUCCGCUUCGCCAAGUGCGAGAAGAUCCUCGACUCCCACCACGGCGUGGCCCUGGAGUGGCGCUUCGUCAACGAAGAGCGCAAGAAGAGCUCCAAAGUCAUCGACGAGGACUCCGACAACGUCCUCAUCGAGUCCGAGAAGAAGUACUUCGAGCUGAGCUUCGACAAGAAAUUCAGAGACACCGUGCUCGAUUCCUACAUCCCCUCCGUGCUCGACCGGGCCAAGAUCAUCCGAGCUCAGAAGAAAGUCGUCAAGCUCCACACCCUCGCCUGCGCCGCUUCCUACUCUUCUUCCUUUGUUUGGGAUUCCAUCAACCUCGAGCACCCUUCCACUUUCGACACCCUUGCAAUGGAGCCCGACCUCAAGAAGAGAAUCAAGGACGAUUUGGACCGCUUUGUCAGGAGAAAAGAUUUCUACAGGCGAGUUGGGAGGGCCUGGAAGAGAGGCUAUUUGCUCUAUGGCCCCCCCGGAACUGGCAAAUCCAGCUUGAUUGCUGCAAUGGCCAACUACCUCAAGUUUGAUAUCUACGAUUUGGAGCUUACUAAUGUCAAGCGUGAUUCCGAUUUGAGGAAGCUGCUGCUCAGGACUGCCAACAGAUCCAUUCUUGUCAUCGAAGACAUUGAUUGCACCGUCGACCUGCCCGACAGGAAGCCCGCCGACGCCGGGAACCACCGCCCGCGUGAUCAUCGGUUCACACUAUCAGGGUUGCUGAACUUCAUCGACGGGCUAUGGUCGAGCUGCGGCGACGAGCGAAUCAUUAUAUUCACGACCAACAACAAAGGCAAGCUAGAUCCCGCAUUGCUCCGGCCCGGCCGCAUGGACAUGCACAUUCACAUGUCGUACCUGACGCCCGAUGGCUUCAGGCUCUUGGCGUCCACUUAUCUGGAAGUCCACGCCCACCACCCGCGCGUCUCCGAGAUCGCCCAUCUCAUCAACCUCAAGAAUGUCACUCCCGCUGAAGUCGCCGAAGAGCUCAUGAAAUGUGACGACGUUGAUUUAUCCCUCGAUGAGCUGCUCAAUUUUCUCAACACCAAAACUAUUACUACCGAUAUUAAAGGCCUCCAACAAGUGGAUCAAGGCACUGCCACUCCGCCUCCUGAUUGUGACCUUCAAAUAUGACCCAGAUUAAGAUCACUACUAAAUUAAAUAUUGCUGCCUUAUCUUUCAUCACAUGUUGCAUGCUUUUGCUCUUUUAAUUAUUCAACUUUAAUUUCUCAUCCCCUAAAUUCAAAUGAAAUCAUCUUAG